Chara braunii is the source of this 968-nucleotide messenger RNA. The record is from the annotation of a GenBank genome assembly. NCBI's taxonomy places the organism in Eukaryota, Viridiplantae, Streptophyta, Charophyceae, Charales, Characeae.
ACAGUGGGCAUCGCGGGCUGACAGAACGGGAAGAAGCGUUUGCUGGUGACGGCUUUGGUUGCAGUGCCGACGCACAUGCAAACGCGGAAUUGGCUUCGGCAGCGCUUGGCGAGAAGACUCGCGGCAAGGGAGGCCAUUGUGACGCACGUGAUGGUGGAUUCGGUGUCCUCUGCCAGUGUGUGGGAUGCACUGUUUCUCAUGGCUAAUGUCGUCUUGGCUGGAGUGCUGUCGGGAGACACCCUGAGGUGGCAGGCAGGAACGUUGUUCACGGCGGAGGAGGUGACUCUACCCGGCAGGGUGAGGACAAUGGGAUACGUGCUCGGGGACUAUGGCCCCUUGUCGUGGGUGGUGGUCCCUUAUGGCGGAGUUGUGCAGCCCGACGAUGAGGCGUACUUGGACACGUGCCACAAGACUGCGAGGAAUGUUGUGGAAAGAGUUUUUGGUCGACUGAAGGCCAUGUGGAGGUUAUUCCUCAGGCACCACAAAACGAACAUGGAGAGCAUGCCCCCGCAAUUCACCGCGGUCUGCAUCCUCCACAACCUUCUCAUCGAGGCAGGGAUCGACUUCGACCAGCGCUUGCUAAUGGAGAGAGACGCGAACAGGAAUGAGCGCCCGAUCGACCUCGGCAUGCAUGAACCCGCGGCCCCAGUGUCUCAAGCGGAUGCCAAUGACAUCACACUGGAGUUGCGCACGGCACUGACUCGCCACAUGCAGCUCCUUCGCGAGUAGAUUAUGGCAAUCUAAUAUCUUAGCCCGCCUUGCGGGUGCAUACACGCGGCAGUGCGUUUAGGGUGUAAGUUACUUCGGCGGCCGUGUGCUACGUAGAGAUGGCGCGACCGUUGACCUGCUCGGGGGGGGGGAAGGGUUCGGAGGGGAGGUCAGAUCUUCUUUGUUUGCACUGUUUUCGGUUCGAUGUGCAAGUCGAUCCUUUCGUCUUUUGGCGAAAGCAAUCAAUGCUUGCACAAUAA